AUGCAUGUAUCUAGUGUGUAUCUAGUAGGAUAUAUUCACAUUAAAAUUAUUCAGUCAUACUCAGAGCAAUUAUCAGAGUUAGACCAAACAAUAAAGAGGAUGAUUGUGGAGAUUUUAGGGGUGGAAAAGUACAUGGAUGAGCAUUUGAAUUCAACAAACUACCUUCUUCGAUUGAUCAAGUAUAAAACACCUCAAAGCAGUGAGACUGAAAUUGGACUAAGUGCUCACACAGACAAGAAAAUUCUUACUAUACUAUACCAAAAUCAGGCAAAUGGUCUUCAAGUUUUGAUCAAAGAUGGACAGUGGAAAAAUAUUAAUCCUACACCAGGCACAAUUACUAUCAUGAUUGGAGACUCACUACAUGCUUGGACAAAUGGUAGGAUACAUUUACCAUAUCAUAGAGUGUUGAUGAGAGAAAAUGAGACAAGGUACUCAGUUGCUUUGUUUUCAACACCUAAAGAUGGAUUUACGAUAAAGGCACCAGAAGAAUUGGUAGAUGAAGACCACCCUUUACUCUUUAAGCCAUAUAAUCAUCUUGAGUUCCUUACUUUUAGCUACACGGAAGAAGACUUGCAAUGUGAAUCUGCUUUGAAGACCUAUUGUGGUGUCUGA
Molecule: messenger RNA, 612 nt
Organism: Solanum tuberosum (potato)
Lineage: Eukaryota; Viridiplantae; Streptophyta; Magnoliopsida; Solanales; Solanaceae
Product: probable 2-oxoglutarate-dependent dioxygenase AOP1.2
Exons: 3
Coding region: 1-612 (203 amino acids)
Source: RefSeq, a predicted model, not a curated record